Molecule: messenger RNA, 1146 nt
Organism: Peniophora sp. CBMAI 1063
Lineage: Eukaryota; Fungi; Basidiomycota; Agaricomycetes; Russulales; Peniophoraceae
Source: the annotation of a GenBank genome assembly
AUGUUGUCUAUCCAAUAUCGGGGAUCCAAGGGCGACGACUUCAAGGGCCUCUCAUUCUCGAGUAAUGCAGAGGUGCAGCGGUCAAUUAGGGUUCUGAGGCUCGAAAGAGAUCUCGAAGACCUGCGACUACCCAAGUUGGACGGUUUGGACUGCGUAUUCAGGUCCUCCCUCGGCUAUCCCCUUACCCUCGAGGUCCUCUAUUCUGACUGCAAAGAAGGCCAGCCUUCUGAGAAUGUCUUUCAUGCAUUCUACGACCACAUGAGCGAGGACCCCCGCAUCUUAGAGGACAUGAAAAUAAAGAGUGUCUACGUAUAUUUUCUCCCGCCGAGAACUUCAAAGCUCGAUAAACUCACGGCACCUACCUACGUUCUGGACCGACCCACCAGCGGUUGGCGAUUCUGGUUUCCCGACAAGACUACUCCCCGAAGAGUAAACCGCGCGCUUACACCACAGGCCCCUCGACGCGACUGGUCGCCGGCAUCCUCACAGCGAGACAGUCCACUCGCCCGUAGUACGAACACUGACGAUAGGUUCUCUCCGCACCCGCCAGCGCACAACGCGAGCGUCGCGGGGCCGAGUCGAGCGCGGGCAACAAAUGCCGAUGAAGCCCCUCUUUCGAAGAUGCGCUCACCAUCGCCAUCAGCGUCUACCUCGGCAGCGGUGCAUCGAGCGCCCGCUGCGCCCACGGGUCUAUUAGAUCCAGCGUCUAUCUCUGCGGCCAUACAAUCCCUGUCGAAGAUCAUCCCACCGGUCCCGGAGCAAUCAGUAGCCCAAGCGUCAUCAUCGACACCACCUGUACCGACGGAGGUGACAGACGUACAAGCAACACCUGACACGCCGAAGCCCGAUCCACACGCGGUUAACCUCGGACAUAUGGUUGAGCUCGAGAACUUACGAGCUCAGUUGCAGCAGAGCUCGACUCAACGUGAAUUACAGCGCAAACGCAUACGCGAGCUCCAACAAGAGCUCUCCACGGAACGACAAGCACGGCUGGAAGCUGAGAAACGAUUAGAGGAGGAACGGACCCUGCUAGAACGAAAGCGAAGAAAAGUAGAAGACAUGCGCCGAGAACGCUCGGCGCCGUUCCUAGCUCCUGCACUCGUAGAUGCGUUCUUGAAAACUCAUUCAAUAGCACGAGAUAUAUGA